CCGGAAGUGUUGAAGCUGAAAAGGAACCCGUGAGGUCUAGAGCAGCCUUUCAGUCUUUGGAAGAUGCGGAAGUGAUCGCUUUUUCGCCGGUGCUACGGCUAACCUCUACAGCGGUCUGCACCCUCACUGGGGUGGGGUCCGACCUGCCUCGUUCCCAGGUCCUUUGGCUCCUGUCUCGGAAAGACGGCCUCCUGUUACACGAUGCCCUCGUUCGGACUCCGGCACAGGAGGGCCUGGGCUUCACUGUUUAGCCAGCUCCUGCGACCGUCCGGUCUUGUGUGCAUCAGGGAGGUACAUUUUCAUAGUCAGGUUUCAGAGGCAGUGUUAACGUCCCAACUGAAACCACAUCAAGAAAAAUCAAAUUUUAUUAUUAAGACACCAAAGGGCACCAGAGAUCUUAGUCCCCAGCAGAUGGUUAUAAGGGAGAAAAUUCUUGAUAUGGUUGUUGGCUGCUUUAAACGUCACGGAGCAAAGAGAUUAGAUACUCCAGCAUUUGAACUUAAGGAAAUGCUCACUGAGAAGUAUGGAGAGGACUCUGGGCUAAUCUAUGAUCUGAAGGAUCAAGGUGGAGAGCUGUUGUCCCUGCGCUAUGACCUUACUGUUCCUUUUGCUCGUUAUCUCGCUAUGAAUAAAGUGAAGAGGAUGAAACGCUACCAUGUUGGAAAGGUGUGGCGGCGAGAGAGCCCAACCAUAGUCCAAGGCCGCUACAGGGAGUUCUGCCAGUGUGAUUUUGACAUUGCUGGUCAGUUUGACCCUAUGAUCCCCGAUGCAGAGUGCUUAAAGAUUAUGUGUGAAAUCCUAAGUGGGUUGCAGUUGGGGGACUUUCUCAUUAAGGUCAAUGAUCGGCGGAUUUUGGAUGGGAUGUUGGCUGUCUGUGGUGUUCCUGAAAGCAAGUUCCAUGCCAUCUGCUCCUCAAUAGACAAACUAGACAAGAUAUCGUGGAAUGAUGUAAGACAUGAGAUGGUGGCAAAGAAAGGCCUGGCUCCUGAAGUGGCUGAUAGAAUUGGUGACUAUGUUCAAUGUCAUGGUGGGGUAUCCUUAAUAGAGGAAAUGUUCCAGGAUUCUAGACUAUCCCAGAACAAGCAGGCCCUAGAGGGCUUGGGGGACUUGAAGCUGCUAUUUGAAUACCUGACUUUAUUUGGAAUUCCUGAGAAGAUCUCUUUUGACCUAAGCCUAGCUCGGGGACUGGACUACUAUACUGGAGUGAUCUAUGAAGCAGUGCUACUACAGACCCCAGCUCAGGCUGAGGAGUCCCUCAAUGUGGGCAGUGUGGCUGCUGGUGGACGCUAUGAUGGGUUGGUGGGCAUGUUUGACCCCAAGGGCCACAGAGUGCCGUGUGUGGGGCUCAGUAUUGGGGUGGAGCGAAUCUUCGCCAUUUUGGAACAGAGGAUAAAGACUUCUGGUCAGAAGAUACGGACCACAGAGACCCAAGUGUUUGUGGCUACACCACAGAAGAACUUUCUUCAUGAACGGUUGAAGCUAAUUUCAGAGCUUUGGGAUGCUGGGAUCAAGGCAGAGCUGCUGUAUAAGAACAACCCGAAACUACUAACUCAACUGCACUACUGUGAGCACAUGGGCAUUCCAUUGGUGGUCAUUAUUGGUGAGCAAGAACUGAAAGAAGGCGUAAUCAAGCUUCGUUCAGUGGUCAGCAGGGAGGAGGUGGCCAUUAAACGGGAAAAUCUUGUGGCUGAAAUUCAGAAGAGACUAUCUGAGUCUUAAUCCUUGCCUGCUUGCCAUCUACUGCUCUUUCUAGAAGGUGUUUCUUCUAGGACUGAGUUCCUGAUGGACUUCACAACUGCUGGCCAGGAUGAGUGACAAGUUCCUCUGCCUCCUCCAUCCUUUCUGGGUACAGAACUGUAGGAGGUCCUGAGGAUUCCUGGGCUAGUGUGAGCAGCUAUUCUGCAUGGGUGCAGAUGGCUGGUAUGUGGAAGAGGCAUGCUCUAACUGCAGAGACAGAUGGCAGAUUUGAAGUGCCAUUGAAUGCUGCCAAGAGGUGCUGAGAUGGUUGCUUUGAGCAAGGCUCUAGGAAAGUUGCCUCAGGCCGAGACCAUUGAGAUCAGAAGUCAGAUACUUAAUUUUCCACUAUGGCUUCUGACCACAUUUGGGGAAAUUUGUCCACAACCUGCCCUUGGCUUGUCCAGGGAGUUUUGGGAGACAGCAAGGAAGGGGCAAAUGGCUGCUUUCUCCUUUGUUUGAGGACAAAGAUGCUGUCCUAAGGGUAUAGCAGUGCUCAUUUUGACAUGUAAUCUGUCUAGUCCAUCCACUCUUAAUAGAGUGAGGCUGUCUUUAUAGUAAUCUUGAAUGUUGAAUUCAAUAGGUGACUGACAAAAUGGUCUAAUCUUUUGAGAUUUUGGAGAUCAUUUCCUGUGCCAGAAUUAUUCCUUGACUAUAUUCUAUGUUCUCCUAUGGAGGUGGCUGUUCUAGAAGUGAUUGGAUAAUACAUUAAAUAAAAUAUUAAAUGUA
Enhydra lutris kenyoni (northern sea otter) is the source of this 2463-nucleotide messenger RNA. RefSeq names its product histidyl-tRNA synthetase 2, mitochondrial (gene HARS2). Bases 202 to 1719 code for a protein of 505 amino acids. Gene Ontology annotation, cellular component: mitochondrion; cytoplasm. Lineage: Eukaryota; Metazoa; Chordata; Mammalia; Carnivora; Mustelidae. The transcript has 13 exons. Gene Ontology annotation, molecular function: histidine-tRNA ligase activity; ATP binding; identical protein binding. The record is from RefSeq and is a predicted model, not a curated record. Gene Ontology annotation, biological process: histidyl-tRNA aminoacylation.